CGGGCGGCGGGACGGGCGCGCAGAGCCCGCGCGAGGCGGCAGCUGCGCGGAGCCGUCAGCGGAGGGGCCACCGCGGCCCCGACCCCCACCCCGGACACGAUGUGGCGGCGCUGGGAAGCGGGAUGGGACGAGAAGAGGGAACUGCAGGAGCUGAACUCCCGGCUGCGGGUCUUCGUGUCCCGCGUGCGGGAGCUGGAGGAGGAGAACCGCUUUCUGGCGCGGGAGCUGGCGGAGCUGCGGGAGCAGGAGCUGAUCGGGCUCCGGGUGCCCGAGCAGGAGCUGGCCUGGCUGCGGAUGCAGCUGGAGGAGCUGAGUCGGGCGAAGCUGGAAGCGGAGCUGGAGCGGGACGGGCUGCGGCGGGAGCUGGAGCAGCUGCAGCUGCUGGGCGCCGAGGUGCUGGCGAUGCGGCGCCGCCUGCAGCCCGAGCUGGCCGGGCAGCGGGAGCUGCUGGAGCGGCUGCGGGGCGAGUGCGUCGCCCUGGAGGAGCUGCUGCUGCAGCUGCGGGCCGAGCACGGGCACCUGGCGGAACGGCAGCGGCGGGAGGCCGCGGAGAUGCGGGAGCUGCGCAUCAGCCUGGCCGCCUUGCCGCCGCCCUUGGCCGGGCUGAGCCUGGAGGAGCUGGAGGAGACCUAUGAGAUGCUGCUCAGCCAGAGCUGCCGGGAGACCCUGCUGCGCUACCAGGAGCAGAUCCAGGUGCUGCAGGAGCAGGAGGCGCAGCGGAGCCGGGAGGACCUGGAGCUUCUGCGGGCCGAGAGCCGGCAGUGCCGCCAGCACCUGGAGGACCUCCACCGCCAGGGCCGGGAGCUGUGCGGGCUCCGGGAGCGGCUGGAGCAGGAGCUGCUCGCCUUGCAGGACCGCCACGGCGCCGAGGUGGAGGAGUACCAGAGGAUAAUCGACACUCUUGAAGAAGAAAAGCAGUUCCUGACCAAGUCGAUCACAGAUUACCUGAAGGACUAUCAAGAAUUGCUGCAGGUGAAAGCAGGCCUCAUCCUUGAAAUUGAAACCUACAGAGCUUUGUUAGAAGGGGAGAGCAACCAGUGGAUUAUUACACAGAGAGAUCUAUAUACACGGAAAUUGCCUCAAGAUAUUAUAAACACUUCAUAUAACUACACUGAUACAUACUCUACUUAUCAAGAAAGAAAUAGAAAUAAAGCUUCACCAGCUAUCAGGAUCACUGAUACAAAACAUAGAAUGCCCAUGAGAAAUACUAGGGGUUUUGCACAUUAUUCAGCUCGAUCAACACAGACUGGAUCAGACACAACAGCUAGUGGAAGAGCUUUUGGAAAAGAUGUACUUGGUUCAAUAUAUCGCCCUUCAACAACUGUUAUGAAGGAUGAAAGGAUUAUAACAGACCACAAAGAACUAAGAACAUUUAGUCCAGCCUACAGUAGCUGGAAAAACACUGAAAUGCAGCAGAAAAAGAUUCCAGAAAGAAAGAAAACUGAAGUUACAACUUCAUCCACAGUAUCUUUUUCAAAAGAAUCAGCACAUCCUGAAAAAUCAGACAAGGACCACAAGCCCAACACAGAGCCAGGGAUUUCUGAAAAUAUAAGAACAAAACCAAGCUUCACUAGAUUUCCAGCUUAUGAGCUAAAUACCAAUUUUAAACCAUCUAAAUAUGAAGAAAUCAUAACUGAAACUCGGACCACGCUAAAAGAAAAAAGAGGCAGCAGCAAACCAACUGAAGAGAAAAAAUCUCUGCUGAAAGAAAAGGAUAAGCUAGAGAAACAAACAAAGGAGGAGAUAAAGAAAACAGAUGAGAAACCUUUUAUAGAAGAAAGAAGUGUUGAUUUUGGAAGGAAAACUGAGCAGAAAAAAUAUAUCCACGAGGAAGCCAUUAACGAGAAAUUAACAAGGAGUGAUAUUUCUAAUUCAAGGACUUGGAAAAGCGAAUCAACUAAGAAGGAUACAAAUGUGACCUUGGAAUCAAGAGGCAAAGAAGUCAUUGAGAUACCUAUCAGUCUUGAAAUGCCUGCUCCCAGCAAAGAAUCUCAGAGUAAUAAAGAAAUAAGGUUACAAAGUUUUAAAACUUCCAUAGGGAGAGAAAUAGAUGACCAUAUAACUAAGCCUGCUGAAAUUCACAAAGUGAAUAUUUCAGAAGCAGAAUCCAGCCUGAAAAAUGAAGAGCGAAUUAGUGACAGAAGUCGUAAAAUGGGAACUCUAUCAACUGAAAACAUAGCAGAGAACAUUGUUGCUGACAUUCUUAAAAGUUUUACACAGCCUUCUAGUUCACAGAUAUCAACAGACACAAAAGUGACCUAUUUUAAUAAGAAAAAACAACCAGAUGAUGGGAAAAUAAAGACUGAGAUCACAGUGCAAUCUCAAGUUCAAGAAAACAUAGAUAUUUCUGACGAAGCUGGUGUAGGGGGUCUAUCAAACCAGGAUGUUAGAAAAGUAGUUCGAGAGGGUGUUGAGGGAACUCCUUCCAAAGAGGAGAUAGAAGAUAUAGUACAUCAUGGCCUGAAAGGAAAUGAGGGCAGAAAGAAUGUAUCUGUUAAUGUAGAGAUUGUUGAGGAGCCACUAGAUUAUGCUACUGAUGAAAGGACUGAUUUUUCAACACCUUUUGAAGUAGAGGAAGUGGAAGAUACAUACCCUGAGAGAGAGAGACGUUAUGGUGAUGAGGAGGAAACAUUCACAUAUGAAGAUGUUAAAAAGAAGAAACGCCAUGAGAGUUUCACUCAUGUGGAAGAAGUAACUGCGGAAGAUGACUCGCCUAUUGAACAAAAAUAUUUUGUAUCUGUUCCUGAUGAUCACCCUAUUAAUGAAAAAGAUAAUGACUCAGUCUAUGGGCAAAUUCAUAUAGAAGAAGAAUCAACUAUUAAAUAUUCUUGGCAAGAUGAAUUUUUGCAAGGCACACAAACUAAGAGAGAUGAAGGUGUAAGCUCUCCAGAAGAAACAUAUCAAGUGGUAGGGGAGGAAGCAAGUGCACAUAUUUUAAAAGAGCAUCCUGAAGAAACAUCCCAUGUUGAAUCCAUUGUUAUUGAAAAAGAAAUUAAAAUUCCUCAUGAAUUUCAGACUUCAAUAAAAGGGCUUUUAUCAAAGGAAACAGAGGACCCUAAACAUCAAUUGAAGGAAGCUUUGGAGCAGUUGGAGGGCAGUCUCCCAGAAAGUGUCAAAGAGGAGCUGUCUGUAUUAACAAAAGAAACUAAAGCUGACUCUAGUAGCUUAGAAUUUGAUAUCAAAAAAGUUGAUCAAACUGGGGAGGGUGGCUUGGUGACAAUUGUUGCUGAAGUCAAUCUGUCACAGACCCUUAAUACUGAUGAAUUCGAUGUAGCUGAUCUUGAUGAAGUAAUUGCAAGUGAGAAGGAGAAGGCAACAUUGCACUCCCUGAAAAAAGAGAGCUCCAGGAGAGCUGCUGAUGGUAGAAGCAAUAUAGAAGUAGAUGUUUCUUCCUGCAGUGAUAAAUACACUCCUUUGGCUGAUCAAGAAAUCUAUAACUCAUCCACAGUAAGGAGGAGUGGUGGCACAGGGUAUCAUACCACUGAAAAAGUUAUUUAUGGCGGUUCGGUUUUGGAAACUGCAGAUUUUGGAGAAGUCUCUCGCUCAUCACAAUCAACUGAUGAGAGCAAAUCCAUAAGGCAUAUUAAAGUUCAUCCAGCAGAAGUUCAGAGAUUUGAGCAGAUUGCAUAUGAAGGGCCUGGUUCUGAAACCCUGGAGCUCAGUGCUACAGAAGAUCUUGUUCAGGCAGAAGGAUCAUCAGAGUUUAGCCGAUCUGUGAAGCAUUUUAAGCUGGGUCCUAAAGAAAUGCAAACCACAGAAGAAGUAAUUUAUACAGGCCCUAUUACUACAACUGUAGAAGAGACUGAUUCUGGAAAUCUUUCCCAGAAGUUUUCAACAGACUUCAACAGGUCCACAAGACAUGUCACAGUAGGAACAAGGCAAGUAACUGAGGAGGUCUCUUUUGAAGGGCCUGUUUCAGACUCUCUGGAGCUCAAUAGCUUGGGUAACCUUUCUCAGACAGAAGGGUCUGUGGAUGUCAGCAGAUCAGUAAGGCACUUCAGGUUAGGUCCAAAAGAGAUUCAUACUGAGCAAGUUAUCUUUGAAGGACCAGUCUGCAGUAAAGUGGAGGUCAGUGACACUAGAGACUUCGCACAGACAGAAAGUUCAGUCAGCCACAUUCAGUUGGGUCCCCAAGAGUUUAUGACUGCUGAAGAAAUCAUCUACCAUGGACCCACCUCUGAGCACGUUAAAAUAAGCCCUGUAGAAACUCAUGCUGAGCAAAUAAUCUUUACAAGACCUAUUUCUGAAACGCUGGAAGGUCUUUCACAAACAGAAGAGUUGUCUGAGAGCAGCAGGUCUAUAAAGCAUAUUAAAGUAGGAUCCAAGGAAACAUCUUUCACUUUUCAAAUGGAUGUUUCCAAUAUAGGUGGAAUAUCUGUAGUAAAAAGUGGAGAGCAGCAAGCAACAACACUCAUGUCCAAUAAGCAAGACCCUUCUGUUAGUCAGUCACAGACUGUAGUUGAAAGUGACCAGAUUGUAGAAAAUGAAGGAGGAGGCUAUGUUCGCUCCAAUUUUUCUCAAGAUCAUGGUGAAAAGGUAGUGGAAAAAUCAUUUUUUGAUAAAUCUGUGCAGUUGCAAAGAAUGGUAGACCAAAGAUCAGUUAUUUCUGAUGAAAAGAAAGUUGCUCUUCUCUAUCUGGACCAUGAGGAGGAAGAUGAUGAUGAUAAUGAUGGACAGUGGUUCUGAAGGGACUUUUUAAUGAAGUCUACUUAGUGAUUUGUUUAUACAUAUUUUUGAUCAUCCUUUUUCUUUUUUUAAAGAGAAAAAAGGGAUGGGGAAAAGCUCGAAGUAUUUAGAUUAUUAACAGUGGACUGAGAAGUACUGAAUCCAAGACUCUACCUAUUCAGCACACUCUUUAUUGGAGAUUUUAUUUUUGGGAGAAAUCAUGCUUAGAGACCUGUGUCAAAUAAUUUCAGAUUUUUCCACUCAAAGAGACAGGAAUUUGCUAUUGGGGAAUUAAAAGGAUUAUAUUUUUUGUUUGGUUUAUAGCAGGUCCAUUAAUAUGUGUGUUCUUGAAUAGGACUUUACUAUUAUUUUUUUAAAUACUGUAUUGUAUUUGGUUACUAAAAUACUCUGCAAUCCUAUCUAAACCUCAAGCUACUAACCACAAAUAUAACAAUAUAAUAUAACAAUAUAAGACUAACAAGAGUGGUAAGUAGCUAAUUUUCAGUUUUGUUUCUGUGUACUUACAUGGAAUACCUAAUGAAAACAUUUUAAGAUACAGUUAUUACAGCUAUAAAAUAAAUAUGAUUCUGUAGGAUCAAACUAAACAUAGCAAGAAUUGACAAAAAUUAUAUAAUUUGUAUAGCUAGAAUGCAGUGCAAAAAAGACAGAGGUAACACUGAAGCAAGAAUUUCUCACACUAUUCCUAAGGAGAAAUAGUGAUUUUUCUGGUUAGACAGUAGUACAUUUAAUACCUUUCAUAAGAAAACAAAUUUAAAAGAUAUGCUGGAUAGUAUUUCCACUGAAGUAAGAAUUCUUUAUAGCUUCAGUGGCUAUGUACACUAAUAACAUCAACUUACUUUGCAGUAUAUGGGUUACCUUGAUACUAGGUAUUGUUAAAGGUAAGUGUGAAGUGUCAAACAUUAUUACACGAUGCCUAAUUUCUUAACACAGUGAAAUUAAUAUGUGUUCUGUUUUGAAGAAAACUUGUAAAAAUGGCAUUGAUGACAUUUAUGAUCAUUGUGUGUCAAUAGUUUCCAGAUAAUCCUUUCUUUGUUUACAAAUGAGAAGAUGCCUUUUUCAAUUACUAGCCCUGCAAACCCAACCUGAGAUAAGAUUUUAUUUGUUCUUGUUGUUUUGGGGUUGUAAUAUAUUCCUCAGGCCAAAGCUAGUUUCUACUUAAAUCAUUUGAAAAUAAGCUAAUUUAACUUGGAUUGCACAUUGGUUAAAUGAAGGACAUAAUUUAACUUUAUAAUUAUAAUUCAGUGCCUUCGAAGUCCAGAUCGGAAGCCAGCACCAUUAACUGUACUAACUGUGCAGUGCUAGCAGAACCAAAAAUAGCAGCCAAAAUAUUUUUGUCACAGGGGCAAGAAAAUACCAUACUGGACACAUACAAGAAAUAAGAUACACAAAUGAGAAGCUGCUAUUUUUCAUGCACACACACGCACAUUCACUUGCUCACUCUCCACUUCUGCAGAGCAGAAAUAUGCCUGUAUCCGAAAGGCUGUGUUGUGCGUCCGGUCGUUGCUGACUCAGAUACUUUUAUUUUUUUUUUCUUCCUGUGGUUGUAAGCAUAGUUUUGUGUGUGUUAAAUCCAUAUUAGGAUCCAGUUAAACUAUCUUAGUCUGGCAUGGCUAGUCACUUUUCAGAUUCCUGAAUAUUAACAGAAGCUGGAUUUUUGAAAACUGCUACUUUAUAAUAUGAAUGUAAAUGCAAAGCAAAAGAGAAGCUCUUUGCUGACUGACAUAGCAUGCUGUUUCAGAUAUGGGACAGUUUAAUUGUGUGCCUUGGUUACUAAGUUUGAAACUGUACAAAGCUAUUAAUGUUCCAAAGAUUAACUCAUGAGGUUUGUCUGCACUGCAGAAUUUUCUGUAUGUUUUCCUCAUUUUGUGUAAGUGCGAGUACCAGUGUACUCGGGAUUGGAUAUUUUUCAGUCAUGUACUGUGAAAUCAUUUGUUGAACUUGGAAGUGUAACCAACAGCUAGAAAAUGAACAGGAAGUGGGAGUUGUGUAGAAGCACUAAAGGCAUGUAUGCUAAGUUUAUUUAUACUGUUCACUGUGCAAUGGAUAAUAUUUUUUCAGAAUUUCUCACAUAUGCUCAAAAAAGUUGUGCUUACAUUUAUAAAUGGGGUGUUAUUAACUGUAAUACUUUUAAUAUCAUCUUAUACUAUUGUUGCCUUAGCUGACCCUGUGAUUUUAAUAAUUGUGUAUAAACCAGAAUUUUCCAGAUAUAUUCCUAACAGCAAGCAGUCAGAUUCUUUACUUGACGUAUUAAAUAACUGCAUAAAGAAAAAAGUCAAGUCUGUAAUAAGCAAUGGAGUUCAAAAAAAUGUCACCAGUGUUAGUUUUUUGAAGUUUCAUUCUGAGCUGAAACUAAACAUUCUCUGUAAAACAGAUAUGGAAAUAUCUGCAAAAGAAGUAUUUUUUAAUGAAUGAAGAGCUACUUACAAUGUCAAACCCAUUUAUUGAUGCCUUGUGGAAUGCUCCUUGUGACAUGCUCCUUAGGAACAACUAUACCAACACUCGGUUCCAUGUUUAUCUUCACCUGCUCAGAGGAUUAUGUCAGAUGAAGGAAUAAACCAGUAAGGAGCAAAUGAAUCAUAAAAUGGAGACGGCCUUAGCAUUGAAGGAAGGUGGGGUGGGAAAUCGUAUUGUUCUCACUAAGCUCUUCAAAAACUCCUUUAUGCAUCACUGUCAGAUGUAAUAGGUUAUACCAAGAUAUAUUUCUGUUUUGAUUGUCUGGAGGGGAAAAUUUGUUCUGUGUACUUCAGUUCUAUUUUAGAUCAGGAUUUUAAUUAACUGUUGGAAAGUUAGUUUAUUGUAGGGAAUUGGAAAUGUGCAUGGCAUUUAAAGAUAUGCACAGUUCCUUUGCAUGAAUACUUUCAGGCAGUGAACACAAAGAUAUCUCAUGUAAAAAGGAUUUAAGUUUUAAAAAUGUUUGUGUAAGCAGCCCAUUUUCUGUUUUAUUCUUGUUAACAUGAGACACUUUUGACAUCAUGAUAGCUCUUGGAUAAUACUACCUUGAGGCAACAAAAUGUAGUUAGGUGGACAACUGCAUCCUGCAGGCCUAAUGGCUGCAUUUGCAGAAUUGAGGCCAUAGGUACAUGCGUUACUAGUGAGAGCAAAUAUAACCUGUCUGAUGUAUUGACUGAUCCUAUAUGAUCACUUUCUGCAUAAGUAUUAUAACCUAUGGCUGAAAGGAUUGGCUAUAUAACUGCGGUCAGCAUGCACUUCUGAAGCUUACUCAUAUAAAUUAUGCUUUUCUUUAAAUAGAAGUGAGAACUUUACUGCUGAGUUUGGAUUAAACAAAAUGCUUUUAAAAUACCAUUAGUAAUUUGGGGUGGGGGGGUGGGGGGGUAAAAACUAUGUAUUUAUAUGCUGAUACAGAUCAGAAGUGGGGCACUGUUUUCCAAAUGGGUAAACCACUGGUCUAGAAAGCAAAUAUAGCAUAGAAUAUAAAGAAAGGUGUGUGAGAAUAGAAGUCUAUUGACUGAUGUUUGUGACUAGCAAGUGUUUAAAAAGACGGUAAGAAUGUUGAAACUGGGUUUGCUGAUGUCAGCUGCGUGAAACUUUGCAGGCAGCUCGUGUUUUGGUCAUUUGCAAUGAAACUGCAUUUUUGUGGUGGUAUAAGCUUUGUGAUUUUACACUUUUUCACUCUUGAGUAUUAAACAAUCAGAAUCAA
Molecule: messenger RNA, 8344 nt
Organism: Falco peregrinus (peregrine falcon)
Lineage: Eukaryota; Metazoa; Chordata; Aves; Falconiformes; Falconidae
Gene: SYNM
Product: synemin
Exons: 4
Coding region: 100-4686 (1528 amino acids)
Biological process (GO): intermediate filament cytoskeleton organization; fast-twitch skeletal muscle fiber contraction
Cellular component (GO): sarcolemma; intermediate filament; neurofilament cytoskeleton
Molecular function (GO): vinculin binding; intermediate filament binding; structural constituent of cytoskeleton
Source: RefSeq, a predicted model, not a curated record